ACGGCGCGCGUUCGGUUUUUGUAUUCGCCAGUCUGCGUCCGGUGUGCUCGCCACGCUGACCACCGUGUGUUGGCACGUGAUCGUGUGUGUGUGUGUGUUUCGAAAAGUCCAUUUAAGUCGACGUGAUUUUCGAAAUUUCAGUCGCGACGGCAGUGAACGGAAAAAGGUCGAAAAGCCCGCCGUUAAAUAACAACACAACCGGAAACGAUCGAGGAGGCUUCAGUCAUCGUGAUGCCCUUCCGCUGUCGGUCGACCGCAUCAUGUUGACGGGCGGACCGGGUUGUCUGCUGUUUUCGAUUGUCUGGUCGUUGACGAUCGACGAUUCGUUGACCGCAUUGCCGUCCGUAAUACGCAUAGGAGCAAUAUUUACUCAAGAGGACAAGGACAGCACUACAGAAGUCGCAUUCAAAUACGCAGUGUACAGAAUAAACAAAGACCAAAUCUUGCUUCCAAAUACGACGUUGGUGUACGACAUAGAAUAUGUUUCGCCACAGGACAGCUUCAAAGCGUCGAAAAAAGUAUGCCGGUUGCUGGAAAAUGGCGUGCACGUGAUAUUCGGCCCGUCCGACAGUCACUUGGCCGGGCACAUAGUUUCCAUAUGCGAGGCGUUCAGCAUGCCGUUGCUGUUGUCGAUCGCCGAUCGCGGUACCGACUUAUCCAGGAGGCACUUCGUCACCGACAUGUUCCCGGCACGCGGGCACCUCGGGCAGGCGUACAGGGACCUAAUCGAAUUUCUCAAUUGGACGAAAAUCGCAAUCGUCUACGACAACGAGGACGGUCUGCUGUUGAUACAAAACCUGAUGAAAACGUCAAAAGCCGAUUUCUACAUCAGGCAAGUAGACCCGAACACGCACAGGCAAGUGCUCAAAGAAAUCAAAGACAAGCACAUAUACAACGUCAUCGUUGACGUUCAUUCGAACAAUAUCAACGGAUUUUUCAGAUCGAUUCUUCAACUGCAAAUGAACGACUAUCGGUAUCAUUUUCUUUUUACGACGUUUGAUCUCGAAACGUUCGACUUGGAAGAUUUUAAGUACAACUCGGUAAACAUGACGUCGUAUCGGAUUGUAGACGACGAAAACCAAAAAGUGAUCAACGUACUUCGCGAAAUGGAACGGUUUCAGAGAGUCGGCCAAAACAUGUUACACGAAAGCGGAGUGAUUCGGGCUGAACCCGCGCUAAUGUACGAUGCAGUCAAUGUGUUUGCUCACAGUAUCGGAUCGAUAGGUCAAUCCGAACGAAUGCCAUCAGAAAACAUCUCAUGUAAAUCAUCGAAUCGUUGGGCCAACGGCACGUUUCUAUACGACAGACUGAACGCGGUAGACAUCGAAGGGUUGACCGGUAGGAUACAUUUCGAAGUUGGCAAACGGUCGGAUAUAAAGCUGGAUUUGCUCAAACUACACCAGGAAAAAGUCAAGAAAGUUGGAUUUUGGACGCCUUCGACCGGUAUUAACAUCACAAAACAUUCAGUUUUUUAUGGCCAACAAAGCUCCAAUGUAACGCUUAUCGUAGUAACUCGAAUAGAAAAGCCAUACGUUAUGAUCAAAGAAGACAAAAACCUUACGGGCAAUUCCAAAUAUGAAGGUUUUUGCAUUGAUUUACUACAUAGAAUUGCUUCUCAAGUUGGAUUCCACUAUGCGAUUACGAUAGUACCGGAUAAUAAAUACGGCGCUUAUGACCCGACCACGAAACAAUGGAACGGUAUAGUGCGAGAACUUAUAGAUAAGAAAGCUGAUUUGGCGAUGGCGUCGAUGACAAUUAACUAUGCCCGGGAGAGCGUUGUAGAUUUCACCAAACCGUUCAUGAACACGGGCAUCGGUAUAUUGUUCAAGGUUCCGAGUAACGAACCGUCAAAGCUCUUCGCCUUCCUGAAUCCGCUGGCGACCAGCGUGUGGACCUUUAUGCUGGUGGCGUACUUGGCCGUCAGCCUGUCCAUGUUCUUUUUGGGUAGGUUUUCACCGUACGAGUGGCGACCACAUACUGAGGAAAAGCACCGUCAAAACCGGUUCACGAUAUCGAAUUGUUUUUGGUUCGUCGCCGGCGUUUCGUUGAAACAGGACGCGGGAAUCACGCCUAAGGCGACUUCGGCGAGAAUUCUAGGAGGUAUUUGGUGGUUUUUCACCAUCAUAAUAAUACCCUCUUAUACAGCUAAUCUGACCGCGUUGCGGACGGUCGAACGACUGCAAAAACCCAUACAAAACGUCGCAGAGCUAUCGUCGCAGGAAAAAAUAGCGUACGGUACACUCGAGGGCGGUUCGACCAUGUCGUUCUUCAGAGACUCACAUAUACCCAUAUACAAGAAAAUGUGGGAAUUCAUGGCGAAACAUAAUUCGGCGUUUGUGUCCACCUACGACGAAGGUACGAAAAAGGUGUUGGAAGGCAACUACGCUUUCCUGAUGGAGUCGACGAUGAUAGAUUACGCGGUCCAGAGGGACUGCAACCUGACGCAAAUCAGCGGCCUACUGGACUCGAAGGGCUAUGGCAUAGCGACGCCAAAGGGUUCUGUGUGGCGUGACAAGCUGUCGUUGGCCGUGCUUGAACUCCAAGAGAAAGGCGUUAUUCAAAUGCUGUACGACAAAUGGUGGAAGAACGCGGCCGACAUAUGCAUCAAAGACGAAAAAGUCAAAGAAUUCAAACCUAAACCUCUGGAUCUCAACGACCUGGGCGGAGUGUUCGUGUUCGUCUUAUGCGGACUGACCGUGGCCGUCAUCGUCGCCAUCUUGGAAUUUUGUUGGCAUUCGAAAAAGAAGUCUAAAGACCAACAACAGUCCGUUUGUACGGAAAUGGCGGAAGAACUCAGAUACGCAAUUCGGUGUGACGGUACCAAGCACAAAGCCACGUUGAAACGAACGUGCAACGGUUGCUCACCAAUCACCACAUACGUACCAGCGCCCAUGCAAAUGAAUCAUGUUACCAGUCAUAUAGACAACGUUCCUAUGAUCGAGCUUUCAAGGCCAGCAAUAAGCAUCGACCACGAGGAUCAAUAACAUUUGUCGCCCGACUCGCCACCUUUGCACCCGGCGAGUCGGAGCCCUUUCAAAAAUGUCCAAUUCCGGUUCCACUAAAUAAAAGGAAUUUUUUUCACCGUGUAAUGAAGUCAACUGCCGACUAAUAAUAAUAAUUAAGAACUCCGUUUUAGAUAUCUUCAUUUUUUUUCCAAAUGAAAUAAAUGUAUAACUCGUGUUUUUGUUACUAGUAAAAUAUAUGUAAAUACUAACAAUUGUUACAUGAAAAUAAUAAUAUUGUAUUUUACAUGUUUAAGUGAUUUGAACAAUCAAUGUUAACUGUCCAUAAAUUAUUGUACCAAAAGUGAUUUUAAGUUUUAAUUAUUAUGUGCUUCGUGUUAU
This is a messenger RNA of Adelges cooleyi (spruce gall adelgid), 3344 nucleotides long. Its product is annotated as glutamate receptor ionotropic, kainate 2-like. Gene Ontology annotation, molecular function: glutamate-gated receptor activity. Gene Ontology annotation, cellular component: postsynaptic membrane; plasma membrane. The record is from RefSeq and is a predicted model, not a curated record. Lineage: Eukaryota; Metazoa; Arthropoda; Insecta; Hemiptera; Adelgidae. The transcript is spliced from 16 exons. Bases 261 to 2984 code for a protein of 907 amino acids. Gene Ontology annotation, biological process: monoatomic ion transport.